Messenger RNA from Epinephelus moara (kelp grouper), 1317 nucleotides. Its product is annotated as zona pellucida sperm-binding protein 4-like. Gene Ontology annotation, cellular component: egg coat. NCBI's taxonomy places the organism in Eukaryota, Metazoa, Chordata, Actinopteri, Perciformes, Serranidae. Bases 55 to 1317 code for a protein of 420 amino acids. The record is from RefSeq and is a predicted model, not a curated record. Gene Ontology annotation, molecular function: structural constituent of egg coat; acrosin binding. Gene Ontology annotation, biological process: binding of sperm to zona pellucida; prevention of polyspermy. The transcript has 7 exons.
UAUUUCUCACAGUAUCUGGUGUUCUCAAUCACUCUGUGCUGUGAAGCCGUGACAAUGAAGUUGGUUUGUGGUUGUCUUCUGGCAGUUGCCCUGCUAGGCUGUCUGGCUGAUGCUCAAUAUUUCAAGCAGCCUCAGCAGCCCCAGCAGCCCCAGCCGCCGAAAUACACCCCACCAGCACCUCAGCAGCCUCAGAGGCCACAGACCCCCGAAAGGUACACACCUCAGCAGCCUCAGCAGCCCCAGCAGCCUCAACAGCACAUCAAGCAGCCCAUGCAGCCUACAGAAACAUUUCACACUUGUGAAGUGGCUGAGCAGUACAAGAUACAGUGCGGAGCUCCGGGCAUCACUGCUUCAGAUUGUGAGGCUAUAAACUGUUGCUUUGAUGGACGCAUGUGCUAUUACGGCAAAUCUGUGACUCUUCAGUGCACCAAGGAUGCCCAAAUGAUUGUUGUGGUUGCAAGAGACGCCACCCUACCCAACAUCGACUUGGAGUCAGUCACCUUCCUUGGAAAUGAUCAGAACUGCAGUCCUGUUGGCACCACUUCAGCUUUUGCCAUCUACCAGUUCCCUGUAACUGCCUGCGGCACUGUCAUGAUGGAGGAACCUGGGGUUAUAAUCUAUGAGAACAGGAUGACCUCCUUGUAUGAAGUUGCUAUUGGACCCUAUGGAGCCAUUACCAGGGACAGCCACUAUGAGCUGCUUGUACAGUGUAGAUACAUCGGCACCUCAAUUGAGGCUCUGGUCAUUGAGGUUGGCCUGGUUCCUCCACCACCCCCAGUUGCAGCUCCUGGACCUCUGCGUGUGGAACUGAGGCUGGCCAACGGAGAGUGUCAUUCCAAGGGUUGUGUGGAAGAGGAGGUGGCCUACAGUUCCUUCUACGUGGAUUCCGACUACCCCGUCACAAAGGUGCUUAGGGAUCCUGUGUACGUUGAAAUCCGAAUGCUGGAGAGGACUGAUCCCAACCUUGUCUUGACUCUUGGAAGAUGCUGGACUACUGCUGAUCCCUACCCUCACAGUCUUCCUCAGUGGGACUUGUUGAUUGAUGGCUGCCCAUACCGUGAUGACCGUUACCUGACCACUUUGGUGCCUGUGGGUGCCCAAUCAGGACUUGAGUUCCCAACCCACCACAGGCGUUUUGUUUUCAAGAUGUUCACAUUUGUAGCUACUGGAGGUGGCAAUACCGGCAAGAAGGGGGCUUCAGAUCCAGAGGUUAUGACUCCUCUCAAGGAAAAGGUGUAUAUCCACUGCAACGUAGCUGUAUGCCAACCUUCACUUGGAAAUAAUUGUGAACCAAGGUGCUUCAGAAAGAGUAAGUAG